CCUUGGAAAACUCGUAUCGAAAGUGAAGCAACCAACCAACAUAACCAGCAACAUACUUUAACUCAACACACGACUGACUAUCAAAUUACUUUUACUGUGAAACCAAUGCGAGUGCAGAAUGUCGAAUGCCAGCCCCAACCCCAACCGCAACCCCAGCCGCAACCCCAAGCCCAACGACAACAGCAAUGACCAGCCGCCAGCUGCCAAGAGGCAGCGACUAUCAGAUGUUGGAAACGCAGCUGAAGAUACGCUGAAUGUGGAAAGCAGUGUGGGUGUGGUGGGUGGGUGUGCGGGCUCUGGCGACUCUGAUCUUGGUAAGCGGCUGCAGCAUCUGCUGCUGUGCGUUGUGUGCCAGGAGGUUCCACAUCCAGACGAAAGCUAUCAGUGCAGCCAUGGGCACAUCAUGUGCGAUGACUGCAAGACCCACAUACUGGCUGAUGCCAGAAUCAAGAGCAGGGAUGCCCUGUGCCCCAGUUGCCGGGUGGUCAUUAGCAACAAGGAGCUGGAACAGAAUCUGGUGGUGCGCCAGGCCCUCUGGGAGCUACCCAUCUGCUGUCCGAGCUGCGAUGUUCAGCUUUCAGAAGUGAAAAAUCUCUCAAAACACUUGAAGAACGACUGUGAGCAGCGUGUGGUUCGAUGCAAGUACCACUGCCUGGGCUGUGACUGGGAGGGCACUCACAAAGAGAGCGUGCUCUCGCAUGAUGCCUGCUGUGGGUUUCCCCAGAAGACGGGAAAGGAUAUCUUAGAGCUUCUGCUGCGUGCCGAUGCCAAGCUGCAUGUGGCCCAAAUGCCACUCAUGCAGCUCCAUCGGAAGCUGAGUGCUAGCCGCGUCAACUUUGUGACCUUGAAAAUGAAAUGGAUAGAUAUCAUAGAUGUGGAGAGCCCGGAGGAUAUACGCGAACGAACACUCGAGUCUCAGACGAUCAGCGCCUUCGAGGAGCAAUGGGUGCUGCGCUUACAUCUGACGAGCAUUGGGGAAAAACGCGCGGUCAGCUGCCAGCUGCUGCUGAUGACUACCCCACGAGACAAACUAAUGGUCGACCACAUGAUCCAGAUGCCGCGGAGUGUCUGCAGCGUCAAUCAGCAGCAGGACAUACGCACACGUCAUUAUCGCCAACUCUUUGAUUUGACCAACAAGGGCGGAGGGCGUCAGGAGCUGCCCUUGGUGGGACAACAGGCCCUGUACCGACUCUUUGCCAUGAGCGAGAUCUAUCUCCGUUUGUGGAUGUUCCUGCAUUGUUGAGCUGAUGUUAAUCGCCUUUAAAUUUCAGUUUAAGCCUUUAUUGGGCACAACAUAUUUUGAUUUGAUUUUUUUCAUCGUUAAUUAAGAGCCUUGGGCAACUGCUUAGGGCUUGGGCGACUGCUGGAUCUGCUCGUUCACGGUGUUGGAGAGUUUCUGGAGGGCAGCAAGACCUUCCGCAGCGGCAGCCUUUGCCUUCUCCUGUAAAUCCUGCAGAAGCAAUCGAGUGGAUUAGGCACAGGUUUUUCGGGCUGGUGCCUUCAAGUGUCGGCAAGGCUUACCUUAACGUUAUCCUCGCUGAAAAAUUCCUUGGCCUUCACCAGCAGUUCGUUGAACUGAGUCUCCAACUCCGUCUUUGCGGGCUCCUCACGGGUCACGCGAGCGCACAUGCACACCUGAAAGCAGAAACCAUCAGUCACAGUCACAGUCCCCUUCUACCGCAGAUCUAUCCCAACUUACGGCGACGAGGGCGAACAGGAAGAAGAUCAAAGCAAUCUUGGCCAUUUUAGUUUUUAGUUUGUUUUACUGCUUGAGAGCUGCUCUUUACUGGAGAAC
Drosophila obscura is the source of this 1795-nucleotide messenger RNA. Its product is annotated as cysteine and histidine-rich protein 1 homolog. The record is from RefSeq and is a predicted model, not a curated record. Lineage: Eukaryota; Metazoa; Arthropoda; Insecta; Diptera; Drosophilidae. Gene Ontology annotation, cellular component: nucleus. Gene Ontology annotation, molecular function: zinc ion binding. Bases 119 to 1243 code for a protein of 374 amino acids. The transcript is spliced from 2 exons.